CCCGGGGGCGAGACUGGUCCGGCGCUAUAUAAUCUUCCCGGCUCGGUGGAUGAAACCAGCGCACUGAAUCAGAAACGAGAAACAAACAAAUAUACAUUGAACAUACAAACAUGGUGAAGAUCACUUUCCAGCCAGUUUCGGCGCAGAAGCCUGAAAAAGAGAACGAUGGAGACAAGAUCAUUAUACCUCAGGCUCACGAGCAGCUGGUUCUUCCUGUCAGGCCCAAGAAGCCAUUUCCAACUGGCCUGUGCUGCCUCACCUUUGGCCUGGUGGUUUUCAUGUCAGGGCUGGUGCUAGCCUCUGUCUACAUCUAUCGCUACUACUUUAUACCUCAGCAGAUCCCGGAGGACAGCUUGUUCCACUGCCGGGUUGUCUAUGAGGACUCUGUGUAUGCUCCUCUGAGGGGGCGGCAAGAACUCGAGGAGAACGUCGGCAUCUACCUUGAUGAUAACUAUGAACAGAUCAGUGUACCUGUGCCACACUUUGGAGGCAGUGACCCCGCUGAUAUCAUCCACGACUUUCAGAGGGGCCUCACAGCCUAUCAUGACAUUGCUCUGGACAAAUGCUACAUCACCGAGUUGAACACAACCUUGGUGAUGCCUCCACGCAACCUGUGGGAGCUGCUUGUCAAUGUCAAGAGAGGGACGUACCUUCCUCAGACUUACAUCAUCCAGGAGGAGAUGGUGGUGACAGGGAGGGUGAGGAACAUGAGACAGCUGGGCCCAUUCAUCCACAGGCUCUGCUAUGGCAAAGAAACCUACCGCCUCAGACGCCGUAACCAGCACCGACGUAUUGAGAGGCGUGAGACAAAGAAGUGCCAUAGCAUUCGCCACUUCGAGAACACUUUUGUGGUUGAGACCGUCAUCUGCAACAGGGUCUAAAUCUGAGGCGGAAAUCACAGCCAUCCAACACUGAAGCCAAUUUCAAACCAUACCUCUUAAAUUAUUUAGGCUUUUAACUGCACUUUAAGAGCAAGUAUUUGUCCAACAGUUUCAAUUUUAAUGUUUGUUUGUUUUUGUUUUUUGUCUCAAGUUGGAAUACUCUUUUAUUGUUCAUGUACAAUGUUAGUCUUUUUUAUUCAGAUAGUCUGUAUAUUUGGAUGAUGUUAUAAAUGUGUUUGGAUAUACCUGUAGCUUGUCAUGUCGUGCAGACAAAGUUAAUGUUUGUCAGUUUGUGAUAUUUUCAUCAGAGGAGUUGAUUUAAUUUUAGACUUGUCUUUAUUGUUAUUUAGUAACCCAGUGCACUAUGGGUGAUGGAAAGGAAACUUGGAAGCUGCUUUCACUGUGCACUUGUAUGAAUAUUUAUUUUUUGUUUGUUAAUUUAUUUUGUUUGAAGGUCAGAAAAUGGCAAAACAUACCUCAUGUAGUUUAGAUGUUUCUUUGCUGGUUUUUAUCAUUAAUGAAUGGUGUAUAUAACUUUGAUUGUUCCUAAGCAAUAUAUACUGUAAAUUGAUUUUCUUCUGGAUUUCAUAUUGUUACAUGCAUAGAUUUUUAUCUGAAAUCGACUUGUUUUGCGAAUGAUCAUUUCUUAAUGGUUUGUCUCUAUAUUUCCUUUGGUAUCACACUUUCCUACUCCUUGGAUAUAAAUGGCUUUAGACUGUAAUUAGUAGCAGUGCUUCAGAGGGACAAAAGGAACCAAAGGAAGUCUGCAGUCAGCGAUGCUAUGCUUAGUGUUAUGGAUAUAUGAAAUAUUUAGUAAGAAUGCUUUAUAGUCUAGAUCACUUACUGUAGAUGAUAUCAAAGGCUAAAACUUUCUUCCUCCUCUUCUCUUGGAUUUGCCUGUUGUCUUCAGCUCUUGCCGGUUCCCUAUCUUUCCUAUCUUGCCAUUAUUAUCUCUACAAUGUUGAUUUGUCCCAAUUUAAAAAAGAUUUGGGGUGUCUUUCUAAUGUGCAACCUGGAGCAAAUCAGUCUGUUGAGAGGGUCCUGUGAUAUGUGCUCAUAUUUCAUCGUCUUGGAUACUUAAUUUGGCUGUACAGUCGAUUUUUCUUGUAAUAUCUUGCUGCUUUAAGAAUAAAUGAUCAAACUUUA
This is a messenger RNA of Toxotes jaculatrix (banded archerfish), 2027 nucleotides long. It is a transcript of the gene itm2cb, whose product is annotated as integral membrane protein 2Cb. Gene Ontology annotation, cellular component: plasma membrane; Golgi apparatus; extracellular exosome. The coding region runs from base 111 to 881 and encodes 256 amino acids. Gene Ontology annotation, biological process: negative regulation of amyloid precursor protein biosynthetic process. Gene Ontology annotation, molecular function: amyloid-beta binding. The transcript has 6 exons. NCBI's taxonomy places the organism in Eukaryota, Metazoa, Chordata, Actinopteri, Toxotidae. The record is from RefSeq and is a predicted model, not a curated record.